AACAAAUACCAAUAAAUAAUAUACAUGUUAAAUACCUGCUCUUAUUCACAAAAAUUAUACUAUUUCCAGAACAAAAGUUGUUAUUAACGAAGGUCAUAAAAUAAGUAUAUAUGAGCUAGGGUGAGGGUUUCUAGCUGUAUUACAGUUCUCAAGCAUCUGUAAGCAACAUGAAAGCCGUGAUCGUCUCUCUGUUCGCUCUCGUGGCCGUAGCUGCUGCAGCUCCCUCCUGGGGACAUCACGGAGUAGUAGUUGCUGCCCCAGCUCACCAUGGAGCUGUCAUUGCCGGACCCGCCCAUCAUGGAGCUGUCAUUGCCGGACCAGCUCAUCAUGGAGUUGUUCUCGCUGCUCCAGUUCACCAUGGAGCUGUACUACACGGCGGAUGGGGACAUGACGGCGCAUUGGGUGAUGGUGCCUGGGGCCAUGGUGGAUGGGGACAUGGAUGGGGACAUCAUGGAUGGUAAACUCACAAGACCCACCUGAUACACCACACAGAAAUCGUAAACGUUCUUGUAAUCCGAAGGAAAUUAUAAGGCAGCAGUGCCUUUAGUUCCCGCGUAUCACUGGAAAUUUUUACGUGCAUUGGACCUUUUACGACGAAUUCUGAUUUGCCAUGGUUUAGAACCCAAAACUACCUUACUUCCAUACUUCCAGCACCGCUGCUCCUAGCGUAUUUAUUUUUGUACAUACAGCCAAGUUCAAUAAAAUACUUCAUUCGUCUUUAUUGAGUGCUCUUUAUUCCUAAACUCCAAGCUACUAGACUGUC
Messenger RNA from Acanthoscelides obtectus, 763 nucleotides. Lineage: Eukaryota; Metazoa; Arthropoda; Insecta; Coleoptera; Chrysomelidae. The record is from the annotation of a GenBank genome assembly.